This is a messenger RNA of Naumovozyma dairenensis CBS 421, 2742 nucleotides long. It is a transcript of the gene VPS34, whose product is annotated as phosphatidylinositol 3-kinase VPS34. Gene Ontology annotation, molecular function: 1-phosphatidylinositol-3-kinase activity. Gene Ontology annotation, cellular component: cytoplasm; phagophore assembly site; membrane. The transcript has a single exon. The record is from RefSeq and is a predicted model, not a curated record. Lineage: Eukaryota; Fungi; Ascomycota; Saccharomycetes; Saccharomycetales; Saccharomycetaceae. Gene Ontology annotation, biological process: autophagosome assembly; endocytosis; phosphatidylinositol-mediated signaling. The coding region runs from base 1 to 2742 and encodes 913 amino acids.
AUGCCUGCCAAUAACACCACUUUUUGCAUAUCCCAAGAUUUAGAGAUCCCAUUAAGAAUAAAAAUUGGCUCCUUACAAGGACAAAAACCAUUAUUAAAGGCAUCUCAACGGUUUCUAAACCCAACUUUGACCCAAAAAGGUUCAAAUAUGUUCCCAAAUAGCGAUUUCAUAGUAUCAAUACAAGUCAUUGAUCAAGAAAGAGAUAGAAAUUUAACAAUACCAAUAUUUACACCAUAUAUACCAUUUAAACAUGCAAGGAAAUGGGACCAUUGGUUAACUUUACCCAUUCAAAUUAAACAAUUACAUGUAUCUAAUAAACUGAAGAUAACUAUCUGGGAAUAUGAUGGGUUUAAACGAAUACCUUUUUUUCAGCUGGAAACUUACAUUUAUGACUCCAAUGAUUUCCAAUUAAAACGUGGUAAAGAAUCUUUAAUGUUUAAAUACGUCAAUAAGGAUGAUGAUUACGAUUUAGAUGAGGUGCACAUUAUUGAAAAUGAUCCUAUUCAAUGCAAUUUAAAUAAAUAUUAUCAAGGUGAAAUAAAAAAAGUAGAUUGGUUGGAUAAGAUUACCAUUCCGAAAUUAGAAUCUUUACAAGAAUCUAAGAAAUUACCCCUUGGGACCUUUGUAUUGAAUAUUGAGUUCCCAAUUUUUGAAAUGCCAGUCAUUUUCGUUGAAAAGUCAUUGAAUGAUACUCAAAACCAAAUACCUACAUUACAUAAUUUUGAAUUGACAAAUAAUAUGUUGCCCUUAAACAAUACUGCUUCUAUUGUGAGGAAUAAUAACAAUAAUAUCAGUAAUGGGGGAAUAGAUUCAAAUCAUAAUAAGACUGAUGCCAGAUUGAAAAUUUCAUUAGGUGAUAAAUAUAAUUCAACUUUGAAGAUUUAUGAUCCUGAUCAAUUUAGUCUAGAUCCCAUUGAAGAGAAAUUCAGAAGGUUGGAAAGAGCUGCUAAACACUCUAAUUUAGAUAGACAAGUGAAGCCGAAUGCCAAAAAAAGAGAUUAUUUAAAUAAAAUUAUUAAUUAUCCACCAGGAACAAAAUUAACCGCACAUGAAAAGGGUUCCAUUUGGAAAUACAGAUAUUAUCUUAUGAAUAAUAAGAAGGCGUUGACCAAAUUAUUGCAAAGUACAAAUUUAGCAGAAGAAUCAGAAAGAGGGGAAGUCUUGGAAUUAAUGGAUUCAUGGGCGGAAAUUGAUAUUGACGAUGCCAUCGAACUUUUAGGUUCGAAGUUCAAGAACCUUUCAGUGCGGUCAUAUGCUGUUAACAGAUUAAAGAAAGCUGCUGAUAGUGAACUAGAAUUAUACCUUCUUCAAUUGGUGCAAGCUGUUUGUUUUGAAAAUGUCACAAUUUUUACUGACAAGACUAACAGUGAAUUCACAAUAGUCGAUAUGAAUGCUACUGGUUCUCUUGAUGCAACUACGAAUUCUAUUAAAAACAUACAUCCAAACCAACGGACAAUGCAACAGCAACAGCAUAAUAUUAAGAAGAGUCUUAUGAAGCCAAUUAAAGAGAACGGUACAUCGUUGGAAGAGACACCUAUUGUUAUAUCUCCAUUGGCUGAGUUUUUAAUACGGAGGGCUUUGAAAAAUAGAAGAUUGGGGAAUUUUUUCUAUUGGUACUUAAAGGCAGAAUCACAAGACAAUCCAUAUUUAAACCAGAUUCUUGAUUCAUAUUGGGGUAGGUUAUCCAAAGAGCAUAAGAAAAUCUUGAAAGAUGAAAUUCUUUUUGAUAAUUGUUUACAUUCUAUUUGUGAAGAGAUUAAAAAUUUAAGAGAUACAAUAACCAAAAAGGUAGAACUUUUGAAUCAUCUGUUAAUAACAAAAUUAAGACAUAUAUUGAAAAGCAAAACAAUUUAUUUACCACUGGAUCCCAAUAUUCAAAUAAUUGAUGUGAUACCAGAAAGUUCUAAAGUUUUCAAAAGUUCUCUUUCCCCUUUAAAGAUAACCUUUAAGACAGCAGAUAAUUCAAUAUAUGCAUUAAUGUAUAAAGUUGGAGAUGACUUACGACAGGAUCAACUAGUCGUUCAGAUUAUUUCCCUAAUGAAUGAAUUAUUAAAGAAUGAAAAUGUUGAUUUGAAAUUGACGCCUUAUAAAAUUUUAGCUACCGGUCCACAAGAGGGGGCUAUUCAAUUUAUCCCCAAUGAUACCAUGGCAGAUAUAUUGAGUAAAUAUCAUGGAAUUCUUCCAUUCUUAAAAGGUCAUUAUCCAGAUAGUUCACAAGAAUCAGGUGUUCAGGAUUGGGUCAUGGACAAUUUCGUUAAAUCCUGCGCAGGUUAUUGUGUCAUUACAUAUAUCUUAGGAGUUGGUGAUAGACAUCUUGAUAAUUUAUUAAUAACUCCUGAAGGGUAUUUUUUCCAUGCGGAUUUUGGAUAUAUCUUGGGUCAAGACCCUAAACCAUUCCCACCUUUAAUGAAAUUACCCCCACAGAUCGUCGAAGCCUUUGGUGGAGCUGAAUCAUCCAAUUAUAAUAAAUUUAGAAGUUAUUGUUUUGUUGCAUAUUCUAUUUUGAGACGUAAUGCAGGUUUGAUUUUGAAUUUAUUUGAAUUAAUGAAAAUGUCAAAUAUACCAGAUAUCCGUAUAGAUCCAAACGGUGCGAUAUUGAAAGUUCAAGAAAGAUUUAAUUUAGAUAUGUCUGAGGAAGACGCCACGAUACAUUUCCAAACAUUAAUAAAUGGUAGUUUGAAUGCAUUGUUGCCUAUUGUCAUUGAUCAUCUACACAAUUUGGCUCAAUACUGGCGUGCUUAA